Molecule: messenger RNA, 964 nt
Organism: Limulus polyphemus (Atlantic horseshoe crab)
Lineage: Eukaryota; Metazoa; Arthropoda; Merostomata; Xiphosura; Limulidae
Product: epithelial splicing regulatory protein 1-like
Exons: 3
Coding region: 441-941 (166 amino acids)
Biological process (GO): exonucleolytic trimming to generate mature 3'-end of 5.8S rRNA from tricistronic rRNA transcript (SSU-rRNA, 5.8S rRNA, LSU-rRNA)
Molecular function (GO): 3'-5'-RNA exonuclease activity; nucleic acid binding
Source: RefSeq, a predicted model, not a curated record
GGGCAUCCUUUGGUACGUAAGUUGGAUGUAUUGUUAGUUGGAUGCACUAGCUCCGCACACUUAGAGAAUCCAAAUUAUUAUCCGGUGAAGCUUGUUAUUCAACAAUUUCCGACUGCGUAUGAUGGGACGUGAAAGGGGGUGGGACAGCAGGUAGAUUGUUAUGAUAGCGGAGUUCUGUACCUGUCGAGCUCUGGCUGUUUCAGACACCUGCCUACGGUGGCGUGCGCACGCAUUCUGUGCCACGUUUUCAGGUACGCAGACCAAUGAGAGAGCAAGACAAAUAGCUGUUAGGAUAUGGAAGCCACAACUACGGAAUACAGAGAACAGAACGGUGGUUCGGGUGUUAGUGGUGGGUUUGUAGCACAGGUAUAAGGGUCUUUUAAUUUUUUUUUUUUUACAUUGGGACAAAGGUAGUAGGAAAUCUUUUCUCUUCUUGGGCGAUGGCAGGGCGAUAUGCGGUGGUGGUGUACGUGGUGACAGCAGGGCUACAUGGGGACAACCUGGGAGCUGAUGAACAAGAAGUGGUCCUCUUCUCUUGGUUAGUGGUGGACGUCGCUAACACCAAGGUGGUGGUGGUGCAACAACACUUUGUAAAACCCAGAGGUGCUGACGUCAAUGAAAACCUCCUCUCCGACACUUGUAGAUCUGUUUUUCAACUGACCGAAGAAUCUGUAAACAAUGGGCAGUCUCUUGAAAACGUCCUAGAAGAGUUGGACCAGUUUGUGAAAGCGAGGUUCGAUAAUGAUGGUAACAGAAACUUUUUUCUGGUCACCGACGGUCAGUUUCACCUCCGACAAGUUCUUCAUCCCGAAGCUACCAAAAAGAACCUUUCCCUUCCUGAUUAUUUCUUUUCAUUCUUUGAUCUCAGGAAGGAGUUCCGAAGGUUUUACCACACGGAUGAAAUUCUCUCCAUUCAAGAUAUGCUAAACUGUAUCCUUUGAAUCGUAGACAUUGAAUGUACAGU